GAAGUCUGCGACCAGUUAGUACUGUUUCAACUUUCUACCACGAAGAACGUUGUACGCCGAUUAACUGUUGAACUUAUUCUUUGGUUGUGCAUUCAUUUUGGAUGCACAGUUCAAUAUUCAACUUUAAAACAUAAAUAGCUCUAGUUUAUUUCUUUUUCCAAAAAGAAGAGUGUAUUUGCUUGACUUAACAGGUACAUAUUUUUCCCAUUUGUUGGAUUUACCUAUGUGUGUUUAAAAGAAAUUGUGCGUCUGGGAUGCUGCUAUUCACGUUUCAAUUUUCAUAGGCAAAUGUCGCAUAUAAAAAAAUGAGUGAUUGUCGGUGCCAUUUUCGAAACAAUUAUUUUAAAAAAUAUUUUAAUUUAUGUUUACUUGGUCUGAAUUGUUUCUAUGUCUGCACAUGUCGCAACUGAAAUGGCCGAAAAUGGUUUUAGUUUUGUGUGCGUGUGUAUUGGUUUAUACAGAACUUAUGUUACUAACAAGACAUUCUGUAGAAGGUGAUGAUGCUAACUCAAAUAUUCGUUCGAUUGUAUGAGUUAGUUUUUUUUUCCAACACUGCGUGUGAAAGAAAGUCGACGAUCGACUCUUUGUGCUGAGUCAACAACGCAUGAAUGCAACAAUCUCUUGAAAAUCAGUAAAUAGUUUUGGAUUACAUACAAAAUUCGUUCGAUCACUCUCAAUAAUAAUUAUAUUUCUAGAAGUGUACAUCUUUUAAACUAUGUCGGUGUUUGGACUUUUAUCCGGCGUUGCCGGUUUCGUCAAGGUUCGCUAUUUGAUUGACAAAGCGAUUAUCGAUAAUAUGAUCUUUCGCUGCCACUAUCGCAUCACCAGCGCAAUAUUGUUCGUUUGUUGCAUCAUUGUCACCGCCAACAAUUUAAUUGGCGACCCAAUUGCCUGUAUAAAUGACGGUGCGGUACCAAACCAUGUCAUCAAUACAUACUGCUGGAUUACGUACACUUUCACACUUCCUGGACAACAUGGCAAGCAUGUUGGAACCGAAGUGGCACAGAGCGGUUUAGGAAACGACAAUCAGGAAAAAGUAUUUCAUAGCUACUAUCAGUGGGUGCCUUUUACACUGUUUUUCCAAGGUUGCCUGUUUUAUGUUCCUCAUUACAUUUGGAAAAAUAUUGAAGACGGCAAAGUAGGUUUGAUCUCACAAGGAAUUCGAGGCAUGUUCGCUCUACCACCAAAAGAACGUGUAAGCCGUCAAAAACGUUUGGUCAAUUAUAUAUUGGAAAGUUUGCGAACACAUAACGGUUACUCAUUUGGAUAUUUCUUCUGCGAAAUUCUGAACUUGGCCAAUGUCAUCGCAAACAUAAUUUUCAUCGACAAAUUUUUGGGUGGCACAUUCCUCACUUAUGGCACGGACGUCAUAAACUUUUCAAAUAUGAACCAGGAGAAUCGAAGCGAUCCGAUGCUUGAGGUUUUCCCACGAAUUACGAAAUGCACAUUCCACAAAUACGGAGCAUCUGGCAGUAUUCAGAAACAUGAUGCGUUGUGUGUUUUGGCUUUGAAUAUUCUAAAUGAGAAAAUCUAUAUUUUCUUAUGGUUCUGGUUUAUCAUUUUGGCGGCUUUGUCUGCGUGCGCCAUUCUUUACUCGGCUUUGGUAGUUAUGUUGCCAACAACUCGUGAAGCAAUCAUCAAGAGACGAUUCCGUAAUGGAACAACGAAUGAAGUCGAGGGUUUGAUUGCCAACAUUCAGGUUGGUGACUUCUUACUGCUACAUUUGCUUGGACAAAACAUAAGCGUGAAUGCAUUCUCAGAAAUACUACGUGAAUUGUGUAAUCGUUUGAGUUCCUCAACACCGUCCGCACCGUCACCAAUGGAAAUGGCACCGUUCUACAGUUCGGCUUUGGAAAAUGAGAAGGAGACUAUGACAUAAAAGUCAGAUCGAAUUUAAACUGCAAUGACAAACAAUAUUAUAACCCUAAUUUUUUUUAAAAAACAUUUUUUCAAAUAAAUGAGCAAGAGUAGCUCAGAUUUCCAUCAGUUUGAUCAAUCUUCAUAGACAUUCCGUUUCGAAACAAAUGAUUAUAUCACAUCACAUAUGAUAUAUACAUGAAUAACAGAGACAAUAAAUUUUCACCAAACACAGCAUUUUUUUAAACAUUUAAGUGGAUGAGUCAUCACGUGAUAGUGCAAAUAUGAAGAUAAUCAAGCUGAAGAGUAAACUAGAUUUAAAUUUGAUGACAAAAUUUUUCGAUUCUCAUUUUUUUCUUCCGGUAGCAUUAAAAUAAAGAGUUGAUCGCAACAAAUUUAACAAAGAAUUAACUCUCAUUGAUUAAUUGAGUUUGUGCAUUGAACAAGUCACUGAACAACUUCUUACCAUAUCAUGGCAUAUGGCUUAAUUCAGUGACAUAUCACAUUCUACGUGGGCGUAUCACAUUGACUUUCAUUUCAAUAUUCAUUUACUCUUAGAUAUUCUACCAUUCAUUCUUUCAAAAAUCAUUUAUCCGAAUUCUACUUAAAAAUAACUAUCUUUGACAAUGUCCGCAAGUUAAUGAAUGAUAAAUCAAAAUUAUGACUUUAGACCUAUUGAAUAGAACAACAAAUGUAGAAUGUUUUUCUUCAACAAUAAUAAAAUUUAUAUUAUAAA
This is a messenger RNA of Sitodiplosis mosellana (orange wheat blossom midge), 2593 nucleotides long. RefSeq names its product innexin inx3. Gene Ontology annotation, biological process: phototransduction. Bases 716 to 1879 code for a protein of 387 amino acids. Gene Ontology annotation, molecular function: gap junction channel activity. The transcript is spliced from 9 exons. NCBI's taxonomy places the organism in Eukaryota, Metazoa, Arthropoda, Insecta, Diptera, Cecidomyiidae. The record is from RefSeq and is a predicted model, not a curated record. Gene Ontology annotation, cellular component: plasma membrane; gap junction.